AUGGCCGCUCGCAUUGUAUUCCCAAACGCCUCUCUUCUCUCUACCAGCCGCCGUCCCCACCGCCCGCUUAUUGUCACUUCCGCCGCCGUCUCCCAUCAAUCCCUCUCCGCCUCCAUCACAACAGCCCCGACGACCAUCUCCCUCAAAUCUGCUCGCCGGGCAGAACAGAACCCGCAUGCCUCACUCCCAACUUGGCGCGACAUCCAGGGAGGUGACAACUGGGAUCAGCUCAUUCAACCCCUCCACCCUCUCCUCCGCCAAGAAAUCAUACGCUACGCCGAGCUCGUCAUGGCCUGCUACAAAGCCUUUGACCUCGACCCCUCCUCCAAACGCUACCUAAACUGCAAGCACGGAAAAUCCAAAAUGCUCCGUGAAGUCGGCAUGGCCUCCGCAGGCUACGAAAUAACCAAAUACAUCUACGCUACUCCGGACAUUACCAUUCCCACCCAGCCCAGCACUCGCUGCAGCCGCUGGAUCGGCUACGUCGCAGUCUCCACAGAUGAACAAACCUCCCGUCUCGGACGACGCGACAUCCUCGUUUCCUUCCGCGGAACUGUAACCAACACGGAAUGGAUCGCAAAUUUGAUGAGCUCGCUGACUCCGGCCCGACUCGACCCGCACAAUCCGCGGCCCGAUGUCAAGGUCGAGUCAGGCUUUCUCAGCCUCUACACAUCAGACGAUACCACCCGUCGCUUCACAAGCGGGAGCUGCCGCGAGCAGCUCCUCUCCGAGAUCUCGAGGAUUGUAUCAAAAUACAAAAAUGAAGAGGAGUUCGGCAUUACAUUGGCAGGUCACAGCAUGGGCAGCUCGCUCGCGCUGCUGCUCGGAUAUGACAUUGCUGAGUUGGGCCUGAACCGGACCGCGUCGGGUAGUGAGAUACCUAUCACGGUUUACUCAUACGGCGGCCCGCGGGUUGGAAACUCAGGCUUUAAGGCUCGCUGUGAAGAGCUCGGUGUGAAGGUGUUGAGGGUGGCGAACGUGAACGACCCGGUGACGAAAAUGCCGGGGGUAUUCUUUAAUGAAAAACUGGAGCUGCCAUGGAUAAGCAGCGGCUCCUGCUACGCGCACGUGGGAGUCGAAUUAGCGUUGGAUUUCUUUAAGAUGAAGAACCCUGCAUGCGUGCAUGAUCUCGACGAGUAUAUUGGAUGGCUCAAGUGUGCUAACAAAAUGAAUGUGAAGAAGAAUGAAGGAGUUGAUAUUCUUAGCAAGAUCAGAGAUUUUUUCAUCUCUCAGAGAUUUGAUGAUUCGUGGGCGGCGCCAUGGCAAGAUGGAGGAAGACAUAGGGGAGAAUUGGUGCAGUCGCCUAGAGCGAAGGCUUAG
Messenger RNA from Dendrobium catenatum, 1320 nucleotides. Its product is annotated as galactolipase DONGLE, chloroplastic. The coding region runs from base 1 to 1320 and encodes 439 amino acids. Gene Ontology annotation, cellular component: chloroplast. Gene Ontology annotation, biological process: lipid metabolic process. Lineage: Eukaryota; Viridiplantae; Streptophyta; Magnoliopsida; Asparagales; Orchidaceae. The record is from RefSeq and is a predicted model, not a curated record. The transcript has a single exon. Gene Ontology annotation, molecular function: glycerophospholipid phospholipase A1 activity.